Messenger RNA from Neltuma alba, 1594 nucleotides. Its product is annotated as 36.4 kDa proline-rich protein-like. The coding region runs from base 55 to 1314 and encodes 419 amino acids. The transcript has 3 exons. The record is from RefSeq and is a predicted model, not a curated record. NCBI's taxonomy places the organism in Eukaryota, Viridiplantae, Streptophyta, Magnoliopsida, Fabales, Fabaceae.
CUUACUCACUACUUUCUCUGAAGCAAGCAAAUCGGUGAAUGAUUCAGUUCAUCAAUGGCGAAUCAUUCUACUGUAUCAAAUCUCUUCAUCUUGCUCUUGAACUUGAGCUCAUUGCUCACUGCUUUUGCUUGCCCAUAUUGCCCUUACCCUUCUCCAAAAUACCACCCUCCUAAAGUAGUCAGGAAGCCUCCUGUUCAUCGUCCUCCUCCUCGUGGUGGAAGCCCUAAUAAUAAGCCUUGUCCACCACCGUCUUCUUCCCCUAAACCUCCUCAUCACGGCAAGCCGCCCGUCGUUAAACCGCCGUACGGUCCAAAACCACCGCAUCAUCAGGUCCCAAAACCUCCCCAUCAUCAUUACGUUCCAAAACCUCCUCAUCAUUCUUCACCGCCGUAUGUACCAAGACCACCGGUUGUGAAGCCGCCACAUGUCCCAAAACCACCUGUUUACCCACCUUAUGUCCCAAAGCCACCGGUUGUGAAGCCACCAAAUGUCCCAAAACCACCUGUUUACCCACCUUAUGUCCCAAAACCACCUGUUUCCCCACCUUAUGUCCCAAAGCCACCGGUUGUGAAGCCACCAAAUGUCCCAAAACCACCUGUUUACCCACCUUACGUCCCAAAGCCACCGGUUGUGAACCCACCAAAUGUCCCAAAACCACCUGUUUCCCCACCUUAUGUCCCAAAGCCACCGGUUGUGAACCCACCAAAUGUCCCAAAACCACCUGUUUCCCCACCUUAUGUCCCAAAGCCACCGGUUGUGAACCCACCAAAUGUCCCAAAACCACCUGCUUCCCCACCUUAUGUUCCAAAGCCACCAUACGUACCUCACCCACCAGUUGUGAAGCCGCCUUCGCCGCCACCAUAUGUGCCUAACCCGCCGGUUGUGACGCCACCUGUGAAACCACCACCGUAUGUACCUCCGAUCGUGACACCACCUACACCACCGGUAGUAAUAAAUCCCCCACCUAUAGUUACACCUCCAUCUCCGCCAUCUCAAACACCAUGUCCACCACCACCACCAUCAUACGUGCCGCCAUCACCGCCAGCGCAACCCACUUGUCCUAUCGACAGUUUGAAGCUAGGGGCGUGCGUGGAUGUGCUUGGAGGUUUGAUCCACAUCGGAAUUGGAGAGAACGCUAAACAAGCAUGUUGCCCUGUGCUUGGAGGGCUUCUGGACCUAGACGCCGCCGUGUGCCUCUGCACCACCAUUAGGUUGAAGCUUCUUAAUAUCAAUAUCGUCCUUCCCAUCGCUCUUCAGAUCCUCAUUGAUUGUGGCAAGGUUCCUCCACAAGGGUUUCAGUGUUUGCCCAACUAGUUAACAAUGGAUUGGAUCGCUUUCACAUCAAAUAAUCGAUCGAUUUGUCUGAGAGAUAGUUGGUGAUUGAAGAAACGGACUAGUGUUUUUAUUUUUGGUUAUUUAAGACGUACAUCAAAUCGAUGUGCAGGAGAAAAAAAGUGUACUUCGUAUGAAUGAAACAUUUGCUUGCGUUUGUCGUAGAAUGUUAUUUUACUACUGCUCAUAAAAAAUCCCGGUUCAAUGAAUUGUGAGAAUCAUAUAAAGAUUCUUUUUAUAUAAAGAUGUUUGUCUUUUAGCU